CACUUUACCUUUAAAGCUUAAACAUCAUCACAAGAUCACACAAUGGCUAUUGAAAUUACCUCUGAUUCUGACAUGCCAAAAUGUCUAAACACUAAACAAAAGCAGAUAAAGAAGGCACUAGAGCUAGCAUCCUCUCAUUUUUCCACUACUGCCAAGGAGGCACACAGCCCAGACAUCCAAGGGUUCUUCAGCAGAACAAUGAUCGUAACACUAAAGACCGGUGAGAAGCUUGUCAUCCAAUUUCGGCUCGAGCAACUAGACAUGGAGCCUUUCAAAAUUGCUCGUCAAAUACUAGGGCCGGUCGUACCCGAAAUCGGUCUCAUAGCAAAUGAAAAGCUUGAGCGUGAUGGUAUAUGGACUUACUGGAUGACGUAUAUGCCGGGCAAGAUAUGGAUGGACAGCGCAGCCGGCCGCAUGUCAGCAAUUCGAGUCGUCACCAAUCGUUCCUUGGGCAGGAUACUAUCUCGGGGACUUAUCGAGGGAAGCAAUAGCGAAGCCGUCGUGAAGACGAAACUUCGGCCCCAUCUCGAGCUCAUCCUUUCCUCGAAUGACGACCAGAUCCGCCAGUUUUAUCAUAUGGGAAGCGACUUGCUGGGAAAGCUAGAUCGGCUAGAGCAUCUCCCAUUGUUCGUUUCUCACUUUGACCUCAACGAGGUCAACAUCCUCCUUGACGAGAAUUGCGAGGUAUCUGGCAUCAUCGACUGGGAGCUCUCCCAACCCCUGCCCUUUGGCAUGGGUCUCUGCCGCAUCCACACCUUUGCCGGCGAAUUCGCAGAGAGAAAAUUCUACAUGCCGCCCGAUUUUGAUGCCUCGGAGCGGGGAUUUUGGGAGGAAAUCUACAAUGGCGCCCCACAGGUCAUCCGCACCCUCUUGGACACCAAUGGGGAAGUCGUCCAGAUAGCACUCAUGCUCGGGACACUGCUGGAUGCAUUUCAGCUGGAUGAUGAUAGGAUAAAGCUGGGGCCGUACAAUCCCGUGGUGGUGGCGGCGCUACCCAAGUUUUUCUCCUACCGGAUUCCCUUUGUGCGAGGCGCUGAACCACCGUAUUCAAUCUGAGACUAAGAUCAUAAGAAGGCUAAAAAUGCACAAAGUAUCAUUUUUCUGGACGACGGCCAAGACAACUGGGUGAUUUAUUAGCUUACGGUCAGGCAUUAAAGACAGCCUCGAAUCAUUGUGUUUGCACUCAAGCUUCAGAGGGACGUAGUCGGUCAACCGC
This is a messenger RNA of Xylona heveae TC161, 1216 nucleotides long. RefSeq lists its product as hypothetical. Bases 43 to 1056 code for a protein of 337 amino acids. The record is from RefSeq and is a predicted model, not a curated record. NCBI's taxonomy places the organism in Eukaryota, Fungi, Ascomycota, Xylonomycetes, Xylonales, Xylonaceae. The transcript has a single exon.